AUGAGAGGGACUCGCUGUGAGGGUAGCGACGAAGUGGUGACAAGGUGGUUGGGAGUGGCGGAUGAGUCGUCUUUUGUGUCUGAAGCAACAGGCGUGGGCAGUGGCUUAAGGGCAGUGGGCCGUAAGAUUGCUCGCAAUGUCAUGGCCAUGGCCACCGGAGAGGCACCAGCAGAAGUCGCAGCGUAUGAGCUGCCUGAGAUGGUCAGAACAGCUCAAGAAGCUUGGGACAAAGUGGAAGACAAGUAUGCAGUGUCUUCACUUGCAGUUGCUGGUGCGGUUGGAUUGUGGGUCUCCACUGGGAUGGUCUCGGCAAUUGAUAGGCUUCCUCUAAUUCCUGGCGUGCUUGAGCUUGUUGGCAUUGGCUAUACUGGAUGGUUUGCGUACAAGAACCUGGUUUUCAAACCAGACAGGUAAUCCUUAAUUUGGUUAUAGUUACUGUCAUAUA
This is a messenger RNA of Juglans regia (Persian walnut), 445 nucleotides long. RefSeq names its product protein CURVATURE THYLAKOID 1B, chloroplastic-like. The coding region runs from base 1 to 414 and encodes 137 amino acids. NCBI's taxonomy places the organism in Eukaryota, Viridiplantae, Streptophyta, Magnoliopsida, Fagales, Juglandaceae. The transcript is spliced from 5 exons. The record is from RefSeq and is a predicted model, not a curated record. Gene Ontology annotation, cellular component: chloroplast thylakoid membrane; thylakoid.